CGUUAGUCUAUAUAACAUAGGCAUUCUUUCCCAUCCGCCUUUUCUCUUUCUUCUUUCUUUCUACACCAAACAGCAACCACGACUCUUUCAAUUCGAUCAAACCAUACUCUCUCACCGAACCAUGUCGUACCUCCUCUUGCUUCGCGUCUCACCUCAGAUCCAGAUCCCGUUCCGCCGGGCUUUUGCGACUCCUCCACCUGAGCGAACUCCCAUGCCCGUGGCUCCCUCACCUGUGCCGGCUCCACAGAACGGCACCAUCAAUAGCUCCUCUUCAUCUUCAGGAACAAACGAUUGCUCACCCGGCAACCCUUCCGCAUCUUCUACUUCGGCGCAAGGGCCCGAUGAUGAGUCGAACAUGAAUCCCUUCUUAUUGAUGCUCAAGGGUCACAAGAAGCAGCGCCUGGCGAUUGCGACAGCACUCGCAGCGGCGGUCAGCGCCGACGCUAUGUUCACGUACUUUAUGUUUUUUCACGAACGCAAAGAAGGCGAGGCAGUCAAGACGGACACGAUCUUUGACGCGAAGGCUCAGAAGCUCGGGCCGCACUUAGUCAGCGAGGAGGGCGUUAGUCCCACGGAGAAGUGAUGACGGCAAUGGUAUCCGAUUUGGAUAAGAACAUCACGACCCUCCUCCACUAUUUUAUGAAUUGACAUGCAACCGCCCUUUUCAAAUGGUCCAACAGAACAAAACUCCCCGCUCUUCUUUAAGAUACGUCAUACCAAGAUAACUCCCCACUCUUUUGAAUAAAUACAAUAUAUU
Molecule: messenger RNA, 757 nt
Organism: Gamsiella multidivaricata
Lineage: Eukaryota; Fungi; Mortierellomycota; Mortierellomycetes; Mortierellales; Mortierellaceae
Exons: 1
Coding region: 122-583 (153 amino acids)
Source: RefSeq, a predicted model, not a curated record